ACUGGGAAUCAGUUGCGAGGCAGAAGCGCGCGAGUUAAGAACGCCGAGCGGAGCAACCUGACCUGAAGAACUAAGAUCGACCAAGAGAGAUGGCCUGGAAGACUUUUACGCUAUUAGCGCUCCUAUUGGCAGCCACUUUGGCCAAUCCCUUGAGUUCCACAACGGAGCUAUCUUCCCCACCAGCUUCUACUUCGGAGCUGACCCAGAUCAUUAAGGAGGAACACUUCCCGGCCAUGGCUCCGCCCCAGGCAAUUGAAUCCAGUGGAUCCAGUGGCCAACCCAUUUUACUUCAACCUCCUCUAGUCUCCUCCACCGGAGAUGAUGAUGCUUUGCGUCGGCGGACUGUAACCUACGAUCAGCGACAGGAAGGGCAGUAUAACAUACGUGCGGAUCUCGAGAACUUUAUGAUCCUGCUGAUCCCGCCCGGACCGCAGGAGGGAAUCAGCCUACUGGAGCUGUUGGGCCGCGGAAACACUAAGGGCCCAGGAGCCCUCAAGCGUAAGAAUCCGUUGAGGAGCAACUCCCUGAAGUCCUUCUACCAGAAGAGCCAGCUCCAGAAGUUGCAGCAGCAACAGCACCACCAUCAUCAAUCCUCGCCAGCGGUGGCCCUGCCUGAAUUCAUUGAGGGACGCUCGCCCUAUCAUGUGGACAUCUCGGCCAGCGAUCCCGAGCAGGCACAACGUCUGCAGCGCCAGCAGGUGGACGUGCUGCCUCCGCAAUUGAUACCCAUGCCGCAGCUGAUUAAACCCUAUCAUUUGGAGGCGGAACCGGAGCUGAUUCAGGCCCUGCCCCCUGUUUCCGCUAGCAGCAGCAGUGGCUCUAAUCUCCUCGAGAGCUACAACCAUCCGGGAUCGCAAUACUUUCGCAGUUCCCGAUCCCUGAGGGGCGAUAGCUACCUGGAUACCAAUCGUCUGACUGGCGGUGACUUUGCAAGUCCGCGCUCCAUCAGUGCUCCCAUUUACCGCAGCGAUCUUGGAGGCGGAGCCAAUGGUCUCUAUCCCCCAAUAGAUGCCCCCACCUACUUCUCAGACCAAUCUCGCUCUUGGCAGCUGGACGAGGAGCCCACCAGGGCACAAGCGCUGGAGCCGGAGAUCGUUAGCUUCGACCUGUUGGCCGAUGACGACCUGGCCGAGUCCCGGACCCUCCUCCGGGACGGAUUGGCCCGCUGUGCCCGCGGAGAGCGGCGGGACAGCUACGGAGCCUGUCGCCAGAUCGAGGGCUACUGAGGAGGAGUGAGAACCGCCAGACUGCCAGCCUAAAUGUUAGUUUCAUACUUUGCACACUCUAGAAUUAAGUCGACGAAAACGUCUUACCAAUAAAUACAAAAACUUAA
Messenger RNA from Drosophila rhopaloa, 1333 nucleotides. RefSeq lists its product as uncharacterized. The record is from RefSeq and is a predicted model, not a curated record. NCBI's taxonomy places the organism in Eukaryota, Metazoa, Arthropoda, Insecta, Diptera, Drosophilidae. The transcript has a single exon. The coding region runs from base 90 to 1226 and encodes 378 amino acids.